AUGAAGUCUUUCUGUCAAGAGAUCCAGCACAGACUUAUCUAUGUGCAGAGAUGCUUCCCCAGGCCUGGUAAAGAACCUGUAGAGCUAUUUCCAAAAAAAACCCCCCCCAAAAAAACAAACCCAAAAAGGAACUCCCUGUACUUCCAUUGCUCCUAUUCUGUCAUAGCCAACAUUGGGAAACUUCAACAUUUUAUUUGGUGUAAAAUGGUGUCCUGAAUUAGAUGUCAACCUAUUAUCAGAGGUAACUCUGAUCAAAGUAUCGUUAAAGUAGGAAGGACUGAAAUGAUGAAUGACUUCUCAUGGAUCAUUAGAGUGUGGCUGAAAAAGCUCUGACUUAAUGACUCAGGAGAAUAUAAUCUUGAGAGCCAUUGCCAAGAGAGAAACAAACUACUGAAUAAGAUCAUGCUGGAAGUUUUGGGACUCUAUGCUCUCAUGGUGCUGAGUUCCUUCCUGCCUACAACUGCCCUGAUCGCUACUGUUAUAUUCCUCAUCACCAUGCACAUCAGAAGGAAAACUAAGGAUGGAAGAAACAAAGCAAGCAGAAUAUCAGCUGGGGAACUGAUUGACAGUACAAUAUAUGCUGUCAUAAGGCACCAACCUCAGCCAAAGCCUGAAGGUGUUACACAUGUCAACAUACGGCCGUCAGCAAAAGUUUUCUUCCACGUUCAAGCACCAGGUAAUUCAGUUCCCUCAUGUCCUGUGGAAUACAGUCCUGUUAUCUUCAGAGCCACAACUCCACAUUCUGGAACUGAAGAGAGAAAACCAGACCCACCUAAACAGAGCAGCGCAGAGCCUUGGGCUUGUACACAGAAUUUUGAUGAACUGCACGUAGAAACCAUCCAUUUGUAA
Antrostomus carolinensis (chuck-will's-widow) is the source of this 849-nucleotide messenger RNA. RefSeq lists its product as uncharacterized. Lineage: Eukaryota; Metazoa; Chordata; Aves; Caprimulgiformes; Caprimulgidae. The record is from RefSeq and is a predicted model, not a curated record.